Molecule: messenger RNA, 2141 nt
Organism: Thermothelomyces thermophilus ATCC 42464
Lineage: Eukaryota; Fungi; Ascomycota; Sordariomycetes; Sordariales; Chaetomiaceae
Exons: 3
Coding region: 288-1736 (482 amino acids)
Biological process (GO): regulation of gene expression; regulation of RNA metabolic process
Cellular component (GO): cytoplasm; nucleus
Molecular function (GO): mRNA binding
Source: RefSeq, a predicted model, not a curated record
UUGGGAUUUGGUCACUCUCCGUCACUACCUCUUCGCCUCUAACCACCGCGUUUUGGUCUCUCCGCCAUCCACUUCCCCCGUCCUCUGGCCCGAAGCCCUCAAUUCUUCGACCUGCCCCGAGACUACUGCACCCUACCCGGCCCAACCACUACACCUGCACGUUUUCCCUUCGGAAACCCCCAAGGUGUAGAUAACUGCGAUACUUAAUUGAGAACACCGGUUGCCCCCGACGAAAAUAAUCGCACGCGACGUGAGAAGUCGUUCAGAUCUAGUCAAAAGAAGCAAAAAUGUCUGCAUCUCCACAGCCGACACACUCGGCGAAGCGGCCCCUCGAGGAUACCUCGUCUCCGUCAGUCGCCGAUCAGCCCGAAGCCAAGCGUCCGGCUCUCGACAAGGCGACCAAGGACGAGGAAGAGGUUAAAGAGCCGAUUUCCGGCAGCAACGGCGAGGCCGCCCCUGCUCCUCCGGCCCCGGCCACCGAAGCAGAUGGCCCUUCCAAGACAAAUGGGGAGAAAUCGGAAGCCAAGGAUGCCCAGGGCGAUACUGUCGUCCCGGAUGCUCCCGAGACGAAGCCCAUCACCAGCACCGCUAGUGGCAAUGCCGCCCAAGGCCAGUCCGGCCCGCCGCCGGGCGCCCACGACGAGACCUCGUGGAUCCACGUCCGCGCCGUGAUUUCGAGCCCGGAGGCUGCGACCAUCAUUGGCAAGGGCGGCGAGAACGUUUCCAAGAUUAGACAAAUGUCCGGUGCCAAAUGCACCGUCAGUGACUACCAGAAGGGCGCAGUGGAGCGCAUCCUUACCGUGAGCGGCAUCGUCGAUGCUGUCGCAAAGGCAUUCGGCCUGAUCAUCCGGACGCUCAACAAUGAGCCCCUGAAUGAGCCCUCGAGCCAGCACUCGAAGACGUACCCUCUCCGGCUGCUGAUCCCACACAUCCUGAUCGGGUCCAUCAUUGGCAAGGGUGGCGCCCGCAUCAAAGAGAUCCAGGAAGCGUCUGGUGCCCGCCUGAACGCGUCGGACUCGUGCCUCCCUCUGUCCACGGAGCGCUCGCUGGUCGUCAUGGGGGUGGCUGAUGCUGUCCAUAUUGCAACCUACUAUGUCGGCAGUACACUCCUUGAGCAGCUCAAUGAGCGGUUCGGUGGAGCUGCGGCCUCUGCCUACGCCACCCGCAGCGGCGGCCCGGCCGGCGCCGUCCCCGGCGGCAUGCAGGUCAUCCCGUACAACCCGCAACCGGCCGGCGGCAACUAUGGCAAUCGUGACAACUAUUACCGCGCCCGCGCGGAUCCCAGAGCCCACCACAUGCCCCCGCAGGCGUAUCCGCCGCCUUAUGGUCAUCCCCAUCCGGCUCACCCGGGCCCGGCGGUUCCCAUGCCGUAUGGCGCCCACCCUGCUGCCGCUUAUGGGGCCGGCCCGCACGUGCAGCCUCACCCUGUCGGCCAUGCCGGUCCUCAUGUUGCCACCGGUCCGCACGGACAGCCCAUGCCCGGCGCCGCUCACGUACCCGGCGCGCCACUCACCCAGCAGAUCUACAUCCCCAAUGAUAUGGUUGGGGCCAUCAUUGGGAAGGGCGGCCAGAAGAUCAACGAGAUCCGUCAGAUCAGUGGCAGCGUGAUUAAGAUUAAUGAACCACAGGACAACAGCAACGAGCGUCUCGUUACAAUCACUGGCACCGAAGAGUGCAACCGGAUGGCGCUUUACAUGCUCUAUUCUCGGCUCGAAAGCGAGAAGCACCGAAUCUAGUCGACUUGUGACGGACUCGAGUCCUCGCCACCUUAUUCUUGUAUCUCGGUGUUUCGGCGGCGUUUAGGGUAGUUCUAGGGUUCAGAGGCAGAAAAGCUUCUUAGUAUUUCUGUUCUUACUAUCUACUGAAAUCAAGGUGAUGGAGGUGUUUUCCCGAAAUCCUCAUAGAGUAACGUCGGCGAGAAGUCGAAUGGGUCACUCUUGUUUCUUUACCUACCCCCUGUUCAUGUCAUGUACCAUGGUCUCCCUGCCCUGUGAUUGCUCUCUCCCGCUGCACUGCACCAUUUGAGUCCGACAAAGAACCUAAAUCCCGUUUUCUGCUCGCCUGCCCUGGCAUUGUAUCAUUUGUCCCUCCCUUCCACCCGCGCCCUCAGUCAAGGAAUACAACUCGGCACUCGAGGUCAU